Kwoniella botswanensis is the source of this 774-nucleotide messenger RNA. RefSeq lists its product as uncharacterized. The record is from RefSeq and is a predicted model, not a curated record. Bases 1 to 774 code for a protein of 257 amino acids. The transcript has 2 exons. NCBI's taxonomy places the organism in Eukaryota, Fungi, Basidiomycota, Tremellomycetes, Tremellales, Cryptococcaceae.
AUGGACGACUCGAUGGAAGAAGAAGGCGAUUCUCUCUUCUCUGUGCCCGGACCUUCUCACCGUCCCAGAGCAUUAUACCAAACGCCCCCUCAGUCUAUCCAUCCUUCCACUUCAGCCGGCUCUCCCGUAGGUUUGGGCUUCCACACAUCCGUCGUACCUCAACACUUGCCAGAGAUGGAAGAGUCUUUCGAACAGCCGAAUAGAUGGAGAGCCACGGGGGAUAGGGGAGCAUCACCACCUGAUAUAUCCACUUCAACUUCAUAUGAUUACGGUCAACAGGAUGAACAUGAACAAGAACAAGAUGAAGAGGAGGAAGAAGAAGAAGAGAUGGGCGAAGAAGGAAGCUACGAAGCUAGUGAAAGUUCUUCAGCACAGUAUGAUCCCGAUGCUGAUCCUGACAGAUUCGCUCAGCGGUUGGAUGAAUUAGCGGGUGUACUGGAGAUAGGUGAAGAGGAAAGUAAAGCUAUAAGAUGGGGUUUACCAAUUUCCAAAAGGCAGAAACAGGGUCCAGAUCUACCGCUUGCCGAUUUCCGUAAAUUGAUCAAUCAUCAUCUCAACACGACGGAAUGGAGAUACACUUCCUCAAUACCUGCCGCACUACCUAUACCAGGUAGAUCAGGUGAAAUACAUUCUAUCGGAGGGGGCUUGACGGUAGAUGCAGGUGAUAUUCAUCCCAUACGGGUGCUAGGUAGAGGAUGGGCAGAAAGAGAUGAAUGGAUAGAAAUGGAUUCUGGGUCGGAGGACAUGCAACUUGAAUAUACGGGUGGCUUGUAA